AUGUCGGAAAUUCUCAUUUCCCUCGCUAAGCGAGUGUAUGUCGAGGUUACGGCCUCGACAACCACUGCUGAGCAGAAUGAAAUGAAACGAGACUCUUUCCGUAAGGCUGCUAAAUACGGAUAUGGCUUCAUCUACUUUGCAAUUUUGCUGUUGGUCAUUGCUACGCUCAUCCGACUCUACCACGGCUACAGCGACAAGGUACGGAUUAUUUUGCACAGGGAGAACAAUCCUCGAACAUUCUAUGGCACCUCGACGCCGGACGAAUAUGAACUUCCCAGUGCCGGCACCGAUGCCUCAAGCAUGAACUUCUUCCCGACAACGGCAUCAAAUCCGGCUCCUAGACGUGAAUCUCUUCUUCAGAAAGUCAUUCGCUUGAAUAAGUUGAUCGCGUUCUUCCGAUGGAUCUUUUAUCGCCCUAUUCCUACUCUUAGCAUUCUGGGUAUGGAACUUGUGUUCCCAUCCUUGGCAGUGGUAGGCAUAGUAUCAGUCACCUUCAUCUUCGUUACUCUAUAUUGCUUCGUCCCACGACCCUUGUACUAUUGGUACAUUGCUUUGGGAUCACCACCGCUUGCGGUUCGCGCAGGUAUGCUAGCCGUCGCCAUGAUUCCAUGGAUUGUUGCACUAGCAACAAAAGCCAAUUUCAUCACAAUGAUGACUGGAGUAGGCCAUGAGCGGCUGAAUGGGUUGCAUCGCUGGCUCUCUUACAUCUGUCUUUUUCUCUGUAUUGUCCACGUGGUACCAUUCUAUGUCACACCGAUCUGGACGGGUGAUGCCUUGAUCAACUACCGAAACUGGAUUCAAACAGGUAUCUACUAUUAUGGAAAUGGAUGGGCAGCAUUUGUACCACUGAUUGUUCUCUGUGUUCAUUCGCUUCCUAUCCUUCGGCAUCGGAUGUAUGAGCUUUUUAUCUUCAUCCAUAUUCCUGUUUCCUGGAUCUUCGUGGCAAUGAUGUUCUGGCAUAGCAAAAAUUAUCUCAAGUCGUGGGCUUAUCUUUGGACGACGGUUGCGAUCUGGGUCUCAACAUAUCUUAUCCGCCUGUUCUACCUGAACUGGUCGAAUCCCUUCCGGCCAUCGUCAUUCAUGAUCGGAGAAGAAUCCGCCAUCACACUGCUCCCGCAAAAUGCUAUCAAAGUGACCAUCCCCACAAAAAUGCGCUGGAGAGCUGGUCAGUAUGUCUACCUGCGCAUGCCCAGCAUUGGCUUCAUGGAGAGCCAUCCUUUCACAAUUGCUUCGCUCUGCAGCGACGACUUUCCAUCUGCGUAUGGUGAGAAGUACCGCGAUAUGACACUGGUUUUCCGACCAUUUGAAGGUUUCACCCGUAAUGUUCUGAAAAAGGCAUUAGAAUAUGGUCCAUUCAAAACAUAUACCGCUUAUCUGGAGGGACCUUAUGGCGGCAUGCAACGCAACAUGGCCGCAUUCGACGAUAUAGUCUUUUUCGCCGGUGGAAGUGGCAUCACCGCGAUUGCCAGCCAGCUUCUGGACCUCAUCAAACGGAUACGGGAUGGCAAAGCGGUCACAAAGUCGAUCAAGGUUGUGUGGGCAUUAAGAUCUGCCGAGACCAUGGCGUGGUUCUCAGAGGAACUCCGAAUCUGUCGUGAUAGUGCACCAGCGAAUCUUGUGCAUUGCCAUUUCUUCCUCACGGGUAUGCAGCUAGCUGAUCAAGCUGGUCGAGACUUGAUUCAGGAGAAGAUCUACGGUAUGCUCCAAGGCAUUGAUAAACGAAAUUCGGCAUAUAUUCGGGAAGAAGCUGCUGGUGAUGCAGAGCGUGAGAAGGAGCUACGCCGGGAGAACGAAGAUGGCCUUGCUGCCCUCCCAGGCGCAUAUACUGCGAACCAUGUUCCCACUUCUCGGCAUUAUAUUCCACCGGUGAACAUACUGGGAUCGCCUGGAGGCAGUAGUCCUGGCUUCGAUUUUGGGUUUGGAAAUUCAACGCCUGUGUCCCAGAAACAACCUACGCCGCGAUACGCAUCUUUCCAGCCUUCCCUGCGAAGAGACAACUGGAAGACAGACUAUUUCCGACCUGAUGUUUCAAAGCUACUAAUCGAGUACUCUAGAAGCUUUGGUCGUCGUGCUUGUAUCUUUGUCUGUGGCCCACCGAGUCUACGUGUUGAGCUGUCGAAUACUGUGGCCAAGCUGCAACUGCAGGUGUUGAUGGAUAGUUCUAAGGAUGAGAUCUUUCUGCAUGCGGAGAACUAUAACCACUAG
This is a messenger RNA of Penicillium longicatenatum, 2205 nucleotides long. RefSeq names its product putative metalloreductase transmembrane component. The transcript has a single exon. Gene Ontology annotation, molecular function: ferric-chelate reductase activity. The record is from RefSeq and is a predicted model, not a curated record. Gene Ontology annotation, biological process: iron ion transport; copper ion import; intracellular iron ion homeostasis. Gene Ontology annotation, cellular component: plasma membrane. Bases 1 to 2205 code for a protein of 734 amino acids. Lineage: Eukaryota; Fungi; Ascomycota; Eurotiomycetes; Eurotiales; Aspergillaceae.